CGUAGCUCAGCAUCACUCGGAAUUAAUUGGCUAGAAGUGCAUAAGUUCCCGCGACUUGCUAGGCAUUUUUAUCCAAUGCCUUGGAGGAUCCCCUCAUUUGGCUUUCUGUUGCACAGCCACUUUGGAGGUUGAAACUAAACACAGAAGUCAGCAGGCCUCCAACGGAAUCGGGUGAGUGAUAUUCUCAGAAGUUCCGGCCAGUUUGAUCUGAGGAGACUAUAUUCAUCUGUUUAAAGCCUUGCAAGAGGAUUCCAGGCCUGGAAUGGAUCCUCUUAGCAUCACUAGCGCCUCAGUCGCGCUGGCCGCUGCUGUCUACAAAUGCGCGAUUGAAGUCAAAAAGAUAGUUGGCACAAUCGCCGACGCGGCCAACUCGCUCUCGGAUUUAGCUGAAGAAGUUCAAUUAAUUCAGGGAGCACUGCAGGGUGUCGAGGACGCCUUGCAGGACAAUCAAGAAGCAAUCUCGCGAUACAAGGUUGAAGAGGUUUUCUCAAUUGCAGUCAAGGGCUGCCGCGCGACUUUGGCGUGCAUCAAGCAGGAGUUUGAGCUGCUUUUUAAUCGGAGUGACUGGAAAGCUCGAUUUAUGGUGUUAUGGAAGGAAGACGAUAUGAAAAAGCUGCUCGGACGCCUUGAUCGCAAACGAGAAAGUAUCCUGCUGUUGCUUCAACUUCUGAGCCUGAGCUCGGUACGAGAGGUUCAGGCGCUGGUCGCCAAGAAACAGAGUGCUUUAACAGUUGCGAAAGAGGACAUAACGGCUCUCAUACCGACCUACUGGAGUUGCCGUGAUACGAUCCUUGACUCUCUUGACAAGGAAACAGUUGAUAGCAUCUAUGCGGACUGGGAAAACCAAGAGAGCAAGCUGAGUACAACCGAGUUUGACUUCGACUACGAAUUCUUCAACACACGGGCCUAUCGUCGAGCUCUUGCUCAAGCACAAGCCAAACGCAGUCGACAGCUACCACCUCGGAAAGAGCUUGACACCCCCGCCCGGGAAUCUAACGGUGGGAUAAUGGAGCCAGUUGAGGAUCUCAUUGACUUGAGCUGUGAGCCGAGUCAACAAACUACUUCGAUGCCGUCACAUAUGCCCUCCCAGUCCUAUACGGGCCUAGCAGGUCUGCAGUUCAUGCCGACAACUGCGCACGAUGCGAUGACUGAAAUAAGUCAAACCGAAACUCAACAGGAAGGGAUGGUGACGAAUGAACUGCUAAAAACGAUGAAUCCGAAUAGCAGCAGCUUGCCCGCUGGCUCUUCAAGGCCGUAUAACCUACCUUCUGACGGCACUCCAGCCACUAUCUCUACACUCGGGAACAUGGCUACUAAGUCACAGACCUCCUUACUCAUAGAGUACUUUGAAGGUGGAAAAGGCCAGAGGGGUCCCAGCAGUAAGUGCCGUCCUGGGAUUCGCGUACGCCUAACGCCUAGUAAGAGGAAGGGGGUUUACACAAAACACCAUCCUGAGGUCACAGAAACCAGCCGUAUUGACCCCUCUUCUGGCAUACCUUCGGAUGAGCUGCUCGACAAUAGCCCUAUGGGGAGUUCCAACCCCCCAAACAUCGGAGAUUCGAGUCUCCAAAGAAACCCAAUCGAUAUUGAAAUCGAUCACAGCCAUAGACGACGACGGCCGGCAACCAAGAAGAACGUGAACGAUUCAAAAUAUCAAUCUUAUGAUUCAGGAUAUAUACCCGACGAUGACAUGAGGCCCCCGAGUCGAAACAUUGCCAGAAGGUCACGCCCCAAACAGAGUCGGCGCAGCCAGAGCACCGAAGCCAACGCAGGGUCACCGCGGACUAUAAACAACCCCAAGCUUCUGAAAACUGUCAAUCAUGCUAUAAGAACGCUGAUUCUACCUGAACUCAAUGCACUGAAGUGUGAACAAGCACAACGUGGGCGCCGAUAUACAUCAUUCACUGAAGCGGAUGCAUCGCCAGUUCGCCUUACAUCGGCUCUUGCUGAUGGUCCGGAGGCAAAUGAAAAAGAGCAAGAGAAAUGA
Fusarium redolens is the source of this 1987-nucleotide messenger RNA. RefSeq lists its product as uncharacterized. NCBI's taxonomy places the organism in Eukaryota, Fungi, Ascomycota, Sordariomycetes, Hypocreales, Nectriaceae. The transcript is spliced from 3 exons. Bases 263 to 1987 code for a protein of 574 amino acids. The record is from RefSeq and is a predicted model, not a curated record.